Molecule: messenger RNA, 1689 nt
Organism: Symbiodinium pilosum
Lineage: Eukaryota; Dinophyceae; Suessiales; Symbiodiniaceae
Source: the annotation of a GenBank genome assembly
AUGAUUGAGGAAGCGCCAGAUGGUCGCGAAUUUGUCGUAGUUGAGUUGGACAAGCUGGUUCCUGGCAUCAACUGGGCCUCUGUGCUCGAGCCAAAGGUGGAGGUCCUGGGUCCGUAUGCAAACCCUGUGGUCGAGUUGCCAGUCCUGACACGAGAGGAGGAGAGCCUUGUGGACGAGACCUUGCGGCACUUGCAGAGGACGAAGAGAGUGCUACAGCCUGUGGAAGGCCGCGCGGGAGCCUUCGGCGAUGUGCUUACGGUCGACAUGCAGGGCUAUGCCAUGAAGGAGGAUGGAUCGCGAGGCGAGGAGUUGGAUGUGGGAUCAGCCACGGGCUUGGAGCUGGAGCUGGGGGCCAGCAACUUCUCCGCCGAGGUGGAACAAAGCCUGGAUGGCAUAUCCGUGGGAGAAACUCGUGACGUGCAGGUCACUCUUGGCCAGCGAGCUGGAGGUAUGGGCGGGCAACAAAUCAUCUGUGCUGUGACAUGCCAAGAGGUCAAGGAGCAGCAGCUUCCAGAGCUCAAUGACGAGUUUGCCAGAGAAAUCAAGCGCGAAGAACAGUUCAAGCAGGCAGGGACCAUGGAAGGCAUCCCUGAGGAGGAGGAGGGUUCGGCCGAGAACUUCUCCUUGGCGGACCUCCGCGCCGAGAUCGGGCGGGAAGUACAACAAGUUGCUCAGACGCAGUCCAACGAUGUCGUCGACACGCAGCUGCGAUCACAUCUGCGCCAGACACUGAAGGUCAAGUGCGAGUGGGCCGAUCUCCAAACGGAAGAAGCCACUGACGAGGAGCUUUCCGUUGCCAUUCGCUUUAUCGCAGAGAAGGAGGGCCUAAUGCAGAACAUUGAUAUGGAUGAUGUGGAGCGAAAAACUUGGAGCAAGUUGGGAGAACCGGAGGAGGGAGAGACCAUUAAGCAAGUUGGCAAAGAUCCAGCACGCGAGUACCAGGACGCGCAUCGCGAAAUUCUGCGCAGCCGCUUGACGGAGGAGGCAUCGCGACUGACGGUCAAUCGGAGGGUGCCUUUGUUGCCCGCGGCUUUUUUCCUCGAGACCUUGCGGCGUGGAGCCAAAGGCCAGGUCGUCUUGGACGCAGGAGAUGGACAUGCAGCAGCGGCGUUCGGCCAGCGAAGGUUUGUGCUGAGCUAUUGCUGGGUUGAAAUCAGGGACAGAGAUAGCCUGGAUGAUUGGCGGCGUGCCUACGACAACAGGUUCAUGGUCACCUCGCUGCAGUACAUGCAUCGCCACGUUGGCGACUGCGUCGACCAAGUCUAUCGCACGCACGCCGAAAAGCAGGAUUAUUUCCGACAACAUCAGCUGCCGAACCUGACUUGGAUGGACCUGAAUAUGAUGACGCAUGAUCGAUCAUUGCGGCAACGGCAGCCAGCGUACUUCGGAGAUGUGGGGGGCCCGCCGAGAAUUGGGGUCUUAGCGAAGCGGCAAGCAACUCCUCUGGCUAAUCGUGUUCUCCAGCCGAAGCUGAAUCUGGGAAGCAAGGCGUGGCCGGCUACAUCGGCACUGCAAGACCAGCUAAUGCUCGCUAUGACUUGUUGCCAAAGAUCUACAGAGACCACGGCAGACUACGGCCGGGCUCGUUUCUUUUUGAGCCAAACAAGGAUCGUAGCAAUAUACUGCAAUCCUUUGCACAAUUGCCCAUGUUUUGCUACGUUGUUACCUAUUCUUGCUACACCAUGGUGA